Bacillus rossius redtenbacheri is the source of this 8390-nucleotide messenger RNA. RefSeq names its product sterol O-acyltransferase 2. The record is from RefSeq and is a predicted model, not a curated record. The coding region runs from base 262 to 1908 and encodes 548 amino acids. Gene Ontology annotation, biological process: cholesterol metabolic process. NCBI's taxonomy places the organism in Eukaryota, Metazoa, Arthropoda, Insecta, Phasmatodea, Bacillidae. Gene Ontology annotation, cellular component: endoplasmic reticulum membrane. The transcript has 11 exons.
ACAUUUUAGCCAACACUAUUAUUCUGUAUGAUAAAAGGAAGUAUAAUUGCGCACCUAACAAAGCAAGGUACUCGUGUAGACGCGAGCAGGACUGAGUCACGUGACCACUUAAACACUUUGUGAUAACAACACGGACACCGAGCGCUCAACAGUAAUGGUUCAGGGAGGUGACCUUCCGUGCAAGUCGGGAAUUGUGGUACAUUUCUUAUCAUAUCAGUUGUUGAGCAGCCGGGUCAUCGAGUGCGCGUGUACUUGCAGGCCAUGCUACGUGAAUAUAGCGCUGGAAAUAACUCAGAGCUUCUUGAAAAUGACAGCUGUAGAAUAAUCUAUAGAAAUAAAGAAAUGAGCGCACCUCCGGAGACCAACGGAGAGGCAGCUCGGCACGCUGAAAUGCCUCUGGAAACGUUAAAGAAAAAUAUCCAGGCUCUCCAGGCGAGCGCGCUGGAGCAACUGGAGGCGUCGCUGUCGCGGGUCACCGGCCAGUUCCUGGCCGACGUGGGGAGGGCGGGGCUGCCCGCCCACGACAGCUACCACAGUCACGACAGCCAUGACAGCCCCAAGUACAGGAACAGGGUCAAGGGGGGCGGGCCGGCGUCGGAGAAGCACUUCGCCCCCAGGAGCUCGCUGCUCACGGACCUGUUCGAGGUGAAGCACGUGCGCACCAUCUACAACAUCUUCUGCGCGGUGCUCAUCGCCGUGCUGGUGCACACGGCCGCCCGCGAGCUGGUCGCCACCGGCACGGUGAACCUGGAGUUUGAGCUGAUCAGCUGGAACUUCUCGAAGCUGGACAAGGGGGCGUGUAUCUGGUCCGCCAUGACGCUGGCCUCCAUGGCUGUGUACCCGGGCUUCAGGGCGUGGGCUGGCCGGCGGGCGUCUCUACCCCCCGGUUCGGCGGCGCAGAAGUGCUGGGACCACGGCUGGCUGGUGGUGUUCCUGCUGUACGUGGCACUGUUCGUGUGGUUGUCCGUGCGCUUCCUGCUGCUCUGGGAGCUGCGCCCCGCCCUCAGCUUCGUGGUCCUCACGGAGCAGGUGCGGAUGCUGAUGAAGAUGUACGCGUUCGUGCGAGGCAACGCGCCGCGCGCGCUGGCGUUCAAGCCCCACGCGGAUCCCGACGCCUCCCCCUGCCCGCCCUUCUCCUGCUACCUGUACUUCCUGUUCGCCCCGACGCUCGUCUACCGUGACAGCUACCCCAGGACGGAAAGCACGGACUGGCGCAAGGUGGCACGCCACCUGCUCGACAUGCUCGGCGUGGUGUUCUACGUCUGGUUCAUCUUCAAGCACUGCUUCGUGCCCACGUUCGGGCGGUUCGGGCGCCGGCCGGUGUCGGCGGAGACGCUGCUGGUGUGGGCCUUCGGCGCGAUGGUGCCCGCCACCGUGGUCUUCCUGUGCGGCUUCUACUGCCUGCUGCACUGCUGGCUCAACGCCGCGGCGGAGGCCCUGCGCUUCGCCGACCGCAUGUUCUACAAGGACUGGUGGAACUGCACCUCGUACGCGGACUACUUCCGCACGUGGAACAUCGUGGUGCACGACUGGCUGCACACGUACCUGUACCGGGACCUGCGUGCGCUCCUAGGGGCGCGGGGCGGCGCGCUGCCCACGGUGGGCGUGUUCCUGGUGUCCGCGCUCGUGCACGAGUACAUCCUGGCGCUCACCUUCCGCUUCCUCUGCCCCGCGCUGCUGCUCGCCUUCGCCGGCUUCGGCACGGGCAUGGUGUUCAUGCCGAGAGACGUGGCAGGCGGGGGAAACCUGCUGGUCUGGCUGAUGAUGUUCUCUGGCAACGGCAUCAUCGUCACCGCCUACUGCAUCGAGUGGUACGCCCGCAUCAACUGCAAGCGGACUUUGGACACUGCGUGGGACUAUGUGGUGCCGCGCGCCUGGGCGUGUGAACCUCUGAGCAGCGCGGCGUGAGUUCCCGUGCGCGGGACGCUUGUCUGUCGACACUCAUCACUACGCCAAAGCACAGGGGAAGACACGUGGCCUGUUCCCGGAAAGAAAAUUAAAUUUUUUUUUCUAACCGGACAUUCACACUUUUUUACUGCCAGAGAAAAUCAUAGCCAUUUUGUGGAGAGAUGUUCAUUUUCUUGAAAAAGUGUGUGUGAAUAAUUAAGUAACGUAGUCCUUGUUCCAUUAGGUUAAUGUGUCUGAAGUUCUCUUUAGAUUUUUAUAUAUUAUAUAAAAUAAUAUUUUUUAUAAGCUGUGUCACUCAAUAUAAAUGUUAUAGUCCUAUAAAGGUACGUUCACUUCUGAAAAUCGUUUUUUGAAUCAUCAAGCUUCAUUUCAUUUGAUAGAUAAGUUUAAUGAAGGCCGGCUUUGUUACACAAAAACAAUAAUGAGCUUAAUAGCUAAAUUUGAGUAUUCCUAGUAUAAAUUACAUUUUGACAUUAUCCAAGAUGAUCUACAAAAAGAAAAUUAACUGUUUUAACAACCCCCACUCAAAUAACCACAGCUUUAUGAAAUGGUCUUGGCCCGUGUUUUAAGACAUAUUUUGUUAGUGAAGUUUGCCCCAACUGGGAUUUAAUGUUUAUUUUUGAGAAUGUAGCUCUGUAAUGACUGGCCAUAUACGAGAGUAUCAUCUCUAAAUGAUAUUAUAAUGACAUACUGUGAUUUUGUGGUAAUUGUUCCUUAUCAAGAAAGGUAGAAAAUUUAAUGUUUGUAAUUAUAGGCCUAUAUUAAUUUUAAACACAUUUGCUAAAGUGUUUGAUAAAAAUUAUUUACAUAUAUCUUGAAUUCAGUGUCAAAAAAAAAUUUCUAACGGUCAACAUGGCUUUCGAAGUGGCCAAACUACCAUUACUAAUUUGCUAACUUUUCUAAAUCCUAUUUAUGCUAAAGAUAUUUCUCGUAGUCAGGUGGAUUCUUGUUACUAUUUUGAUCUGGCAAAAGUAUUUUGAUACUGUUAACUACAACAUAUUACUUUGUAAACUAUCCAACUUCGGGUUAACUGAUAAAUAUCUAAUCUGGUUUUCUAGUAACUUAAAGAAUGGAAAGUUUUAUUUCAAUUAACUAUUUUAUUUCAGAUUUAUUUUUUGCUUGCUCAGGUGAACCUCAAGAUGGAACUCUUGUCUCCCUUUCUACUUACAGGAAAGCUUCACUAUAAAGAACAUGAAGGGACCAAAAAAUAGUUAAGUUUGUUAUACUGAAGUUCUUUAUACUGAAACAUAAGCAUUGUUAUAAAUAUGUACUAUAUCGAUAAACACAUGAAACACCUUAAGUGUUUUAAGGUUCAGUAUCUCAGUCAUUAGUCUAUGGCCGCUUGAAGAACCUGUUCACAUACUCUCUGCUGAUGCUUUGUCUAUGGUCAGGAGACACAUUGUAGGCAGAGCUGCCAACCUCAAAUCACACCCAUCAGUAAUGACAAUUAUAUUAAAAAAGUACGCGUAAAUCAUGCACAAUAAAUUUUUCCUGAGGAAUUAUGACACACACAAGAGAAAACAAAGGACAAUAAUAUGCAAAAAAAAUUAAAAAUGUAGGCCUAUGUAUAUGAAUACAAUGAAAAUUAAUGAAUCGAAGAAAAAAACUAUUUGAACAAUACAAUCAUCUGAAUAUGUAAGAAAUGUCAUUAAUUUUACAGGAAAUUUUCAACCUUCAAUUCAAAGUAUUCAAAGUUAUACUUUUGAACAAUUAUAUUUUUAUUUGCUUCUUUUAUCCUGGUUGGAUAAGAACUGUCUUAUAAACAAACAACAGAAGACAAACAAAAGAACUUGAAAACAAUAACUCUGCGUUCGUUACUUUCGUUUUUUCAGAUGUAGCGAAAAAACUACGAUAUGGAUUUAUUGCUCGUCAUAACUAUAAAAUGUUCCGCCUGUUUCUUUAAUUCAAUGUGCCCUCUACAGUCAUCCCUUCCACCAUGUGCAAUCGAAAAGUCAAACGUGCAUACAUUACAAAACGCGUGGUGUUCCAAAACAUUUGAAGACAAGCAUGGCCAUUCUUUUGAAUAGUUAGGUCUUAGGUCGAAAGUUUUGAAGAAUUGCGUUCUUUUUUUUAUCCCCCAGAUACACGCUUCAUUUCUACAACCGGCCGGUAGCCUACAACUCACGUAGUUUCGGUUUCCUACCACGUUCGUGCAACUUUGGAUUUCACUCAAAAAUUGAAAUUAAAAAAAUCGAAGGGUUGGGUUAGGUUAGUCACAACAUGCUUGUUUUCAUUGAUUUAGCGGCUGAAGUGGCGUUAAUACCGAAACGCAAAACUUCGGAAAUCUUCGGAAAUUCUUGCAGGGAACCGAAACUACGUGAGUUGUAGGCUUCCCACAACCGGCACUGAAGAACACAACACUAUUGAAAAAAGGAAAAAAAUUUCACGUCUGUAGACACGACAAAAACAAUAUGGUGAAAAAAAUGAAUUUCAAGAAAUAAAUUAAAACAGCACAGGUUAGCCAAAGUACCGUACAAAAAUUAUCGUGAUGUAAGUAGCCAACAAACGAAAAGUCCGAGAAUAUGUACUAUUUGUAUCGUACAACGGACGUAAUACCAUCCCAUUAUUAUUUCAAAACACGAGAAUUAAUCUACUCAUGUCGACAGUACAUGCGCACACAUACUAGUUCCGUUAUUGUUUUUGUUUACGUACACGCUGUUACGUUUGAAUAAGAAAAUUAAAAAUAAAGUACAAGUUUUUGGAUGGUAAUUUUUUUCAAAAUUUGCCUCAAGGUUGUUCGUUCAAGUGAAUAUUUUUGUUUCAGGAAGAAACGGACCGUCGUAAAAUUCGUUAAGAUGAAAUAAAAUUCAAGGUUAUUAUAUACGUUUUUGGCGGGACCAAACAAUGAGUUCGGUUAAGUGAAGUGUUCGUUUAACUGAAGUUCGUUGUACUGGUGCUUUCCUGUAUUAUUUUCAUUAAUGCUGUCACUAAUGAACUCGGCCGUUCUUCAGAUGUUCUAUUUGCAGAUGACCUCAAAAUUUCUAACUCUAUUACCUCUGUUAGUGACUGUCACUUACUGUAGAGAGUCAUAAAUUCAAUUGUCAGAUGAUAUAAUGCUAAUUUAUUGGAACUCAACUACAAUAAGCUAACUACCAUAACUUACACUAGAAAAUACCAUCCUAUUAUUUUAAAUUACAAAAAGUUAAAUUAAACUAUAAAGAAAGAUAAUGUUAUUAGAGAUUUUGGGAUUUUGAUAGACUGUAAAUUACUAUUUCAUUAUCAUAUUCAAAAUUUUACUGAUGUGAAUAUAACUCUUGCUCUCAUUAAAUUUAUUACAUUCAGUGCUUCUAAUAUUGAUUCCUGUCUCAGUAUUUAUAUAUCAUUAAUUAGAACUAAACUCGAAUAUGGAUCAAUGAUAUGGAAUACAAUUGGCAAAACUGACAGAGACAAAAUUGAAAAAAAAAAAAAAAAAUUAUAAAUAAAUAAAGAUUGUACGUCAAAAUAUGAAUUUUUAUAAUAAUGUAGAUUUACACUCACGUCUUGACACCCUGUUGUCUAGAAGAGAUAUUUUAGAUAUUUAUAAAGAAAAGUUAUUAAAAUAACCUAACCUCUAAUCAUCUUCUUGAAAGUACAGGUAUUAAAAUACAUUCCUUUAACUGUCUAUAUCAACCUUUGUUAUGUUCAUUAAAUUAAUCAAAUAACAAAGUUUAUAGGAUAGUCAAAAAAUUUUAAUAAGUACGUAUAACAGUUUAAUUCCUUUAAUAAAUAAAAAAUUAUCUCUUAAGAAAUUAAUAGAUCACAUUAAUUCACUAUUCUAGCUUCUUUUUAUUUUUUAUACUUUGCCUUAUUUUUUUUGUAUAGUUUUAAUUUUGGCUGAUUUGUGUACUGUUCUUUGCUGUUUAUGUCAGUUUUUGUUUUAUGUAACCUUGUUUGGAUUGUUUUUUUUUGUCUUUGUGUGUUUAUUUAUUGUAUCAAUGUGGUGCCAAACAAUUAAGGCUAAUCAUUUGCUGUUUGUAGGCAUGGUACAAUUAUUAAAUAAAAAAUUAAAAAUAUAUUUUUAUAUAUGUAUAUUAUUAGUAUAAUUACUUUAGUUGGUCUUUUGUUGAAGGAUAAGGGGAUCCUCUGCAAAGAAAAUAGUGUUGUAGGAACUGCAGAUAUUAGUACCGUGUUUUCUUGCAUAAUUUUCACACAUUUUAUACUAAAAUCAAGUUUGAAAAGUAGGGGUGCAACGAUUAUGAGGAAAAAUUUUUUUUUUGUUAGGUAAAGUUAUUCAUUAAACAAAAACUGUUCAUUAAAAGUACAUUAAAAAAAAAAAAAGUUGACUAUGCAAGAGCUAGCCAAACAAUUUAUAUUUAUAAUUUAUAAUAAAUUGGUCUAAAACAGAUAAAUUCAGAACAAUAAAAAUAGAUUAGCGAGCAUUUGUUUUAAAGGUGAUUUACUGAGAGAUAUACAAUGAAACCAUUUUUGGUACAAUUUUAGUCCAGCAGAAAGACAUUCCUUGAAUUUCAAACAUUAAAAGAUCAUUUUGUUAUGAUUUUAAUAAAUUUUGGUUAAGUAACUUAAUUCCAUGUAAUAACUUGCAUUUCAGUGCUAAAAGGGUGGGUUUACUUUAAUUUCUGUGUUUUGGCAUACUUUUCGGUGUUGUUUCGGUUUUAUUGCAGUUCACUAAAUAAUCUUGCCCCGAAUAAUAGUCAUCUGACAAAAAAAAUAAACCAAACAUGUGAAUAUUUUCUCGAUCUCUUGUGGCUGUAGAUGUUAACACACACACCUUCUGUCCGGAGAAAUGGCGGUUGCAACAGCCUGUCUGGUGUGAUGUAUGUUUCCGUUUUUAUUCGGUAGAACCCUUAUGGUCAUGAUUGCACAGAAAAACUGCAUGCCGUAUUAAGCAACUGAAGUUUCACCGCGAAAUAUCAAACGUGAAAACGUCUCGGAUGGAAGAACGAAAUGCUGUCAGGUUCUGGAAUCUGCAACAGAUGAGGUUUGAAGCUCCGUGAGUGCUCACUGUGCUGAUGAGAAUAAUUAAAAGAAGAAAUUCUGGGGCCGGACAGAGAGGCAGUGUAACUUCUUAUGCCAAUGAACAAAAGAGGAGAGGUUGAAAUUGUAUGCUUACAUGUUUAGUUCAUGUUACAGGGCAGAUGGGUUGGCAUUAUGUAAAUUUGUGUCUCCAAAACUGAACAAAGUUGUUGUACAACAACACUGUAGAAGACAAAUGUUUUAGCAGGACAUACUGCAUUAUGAAAAUUGUUAAUUUCUUAUUAAAGGCAAACUGUUAUAUACAUUUGGGAAGUGAAGUAGGCAUUUAAAUCAUGAGUAUGCGCAUCAUUCUCGCUCAAAUGACAUACAAAAAAAAUUCAUAAGUAUCAGACGUUCCUCCAUUACCAAAGUUCCUCAACCAUUAUUUACGCUAUUGUGAUUUUUUUCCCGACUCUUCUGAGAAAUAAGGGUUAACAGUAGUUUAUGUUACCUAAUUAACUAAAAGGCUGUUUUGUUUUAAUUAAAAAAUAGUGCCAUUGCUGUACAGGGUAUGGAACUUGAGGUUCUGUUUGUUAUUGAAUUAUAUAGUACUACACCGAAGUUGUUUAUUAGUCAGUCGCAACCAUCGAUAUUGGGAGCUAUCGGACAAGUUUUUCGCUGAUAAUUAGUGCGUAAGUUUUUUACCACUUUGUAUGUAUUCCCCCCUGCCCCUCAAGAUGCUAUAACUUUAAUAAUGCUUUUCUUGCUUGCAUUAUUGUGUUAUAUAUUUAUUGUGGACAAAAGCUCAAUAAACUGGAUCAUCAGCGACUGAAAGUGAUUUUGCUAAUUUUUUAUUUGGUUUUAUUGUAAUCUGUAAUUGUAAAUCUACAAUAUCAUACUACUAGUCUUUUAUAAAUAUCUGUAAAACGGUGUGUUGCUCUAAUGUUGUCUGAUGAUGGUUAGUACUAGAGUUUUAUUUCUGUGCAGUCAAUCACUGUGCUUAAUGAUUUACUCAAGAGCAUUUUAAAAUUAAAAAUGUGUGUGCGUUGAGUCCACGCGCGACAGAAGUUAAACUUCUAAUUUGCUACAGAAAGAGAAAUUAUUAGUAUUAUUUAUUGAACAAAAGAUAAUAAUUGAGAAUAGUAAAGAUGUGGGUAUGAUCUCAAAUAAAUAAAAUUGAAUAAUACUUUUCAAGUUAAUUGCACAAAAUAUAAUGUUUCUCCACAUAAAGUAAAAUAAAUAUGGGAAGGGGGGUGAUACAUUUUAUUAAAGAAUGGUAAUUGUAAUCUGGAUGAAUAAGUUUGUAAUAAAAAGUAUAAAAAACUUAGAAAUAUUGAUUGUAAAUUGGUCAUGUUUACAGAAAUAAUAUUUAAGUGCCUGGUGUUUUACCAAUAUUGCAAAUAUGUACCAUUGUUUAUAAAAAAAAUUCUAUUUAAUAAGAGUAAAAUAGUAAAUAGUUUAUUGGCAGUGAUAUCAAACUGUAUAGUAUUAAUUACUUUGGACAAUUAGCACUAAAUACAUAAUUUUACACUUUGUAUGUAAUGUGUACCUAUGUAAACUGACAUUUGAUAUCAUAAUAAAUUACUUGU